AUGUAUAAACCAAUACUGAAAAAUUUAAAAAGCUUACAACAUAUACAUUUCCCCGGUAUUACUAGUUUUCAGCAUGGAUUAAACAUUCAAGAUCUAUUAAUGGAUCAACAUUUAGCUCAAAAUGCAUUAAUGUCCAAGAUACGACGAAAUCCAAUUAAAAUUGAUCAAUCAGAAUUAAAACCAAUUCCACCAACAGUUUUAACUUUUCAAUUCGAAAACGUAUAUGUCUCAGGUCUCAAGCUGAAAAAUCAAAUAUCGGAGCGUGACAUUCAAAACUUCAAGAGUUUAAAUAGUAAAUUUUUUCAAUUAAAUAGAGGUGGCCAAUUGACAUGGCAUGGGAAAGGACAAUUAGUAACAUAUUUAAUUUUAAAUUUAAAAGAUUUUACAAAACUUUCACCGAAAUGUUAUGUAAAUAACAUCCUUUUAAAACCAUUACAAAAAGUUCUAGAAUCAAAAUUCGAAUUAUCUUCCCAAUUUGAUGAUUUAAAUCCUGGAAUAUUUAUAAAUCAAAAUAAAAUUGCAAGUAUCGGAGUUAGAAUUCGUCAUGGAAUAACUGAAUAUGGAACUUCUUUGAAUAUAAAUCCUGAUUUAAAAUAUUUGAAUACUUUUGAAUUAUGUGGGUUAAAAAAUGGUAAACAAACUUCGAUAGAUGAGAAUUUGAAUAAUGGAAAGGCUGACCUGAAUAAAGACUUGAAUAUAGAGACUAUUGCGGAUUCAUAUGUUGAGCAAAUUGCUAAAGUUUUGAAUUUGCCAGAUAUUGAGAAGGUUAUACUAUAG
Lodderomyces pseudojiufengensis is the source of this 777-nucleotide messenger RNA. Its product is annotated as lipoyl(octanoyl) transferase. The transcript has a single exon. The record is from RefSeq and is a predicted model, not a curated record. NCBI's taxonomy places the organism in Eukaryota, Fungi, Ascomycota, Pichiomycetes, Serinales, Debaryomycetaceae. Gene Ontology annotation, molecular function: lipoyl(octanoyl) transferase activity. Gene Ontology annotation, biological process: protein lipoylation. The coding region runs from base 1 to 777 and encodes 258 amino acids. Gene Ontology annotation, cellular component: mitochondrion.